This is a messenger RNA of Manis pentadactyla (Chinese pangolin), 2664 nucleotides long. RefSeq names its product leptin receptor overlapping transcript like 1 (gene LEPROTL1). Gene Ontology annotation, biological process: negative regulation of growth hormone receptor signaling pathway; late endosome to vacuole transport via multivesicular body sorting pathway. Lineage: Eukaryota; Metazoa; Chordata; Mammalia; Pholidota; Manidae. The coding region runs from base 141 to 536 and encodes 131 amino acids. The record is from RefSeq and is a predicted model, not a curated record. Gene Ontology annotation, cellular component: endosome. The transcript is spliced from 4 exons.
UGCGCGAGCACGAGCCACCGGCGGAAGUGCUGCGUUGCGCACUUCCGGGUGUUGUCUGGACGCCGCCGUCGCCGCGCAUCUCUAGUCUCCGCGCUGCCGCCUCCGCCUCCGUUCCCGGAGUCUGGAGCGACGUCAGCACCAUGGCCGGGAUCAAAGCUUUGAUUAGUUUGUCCUUUGGAGGAGCAAUCGGGCUGAUGUUUUUGAUGCUUGGAUGUGCCCUUCCAAUAUACAAUCAAUACUGGCCCCUCUUUGUCCUGUUUUUUUACGUCCUUUCACCUAUUCCGUACUGCAUAGCAAGAAGAUUAGUGGAUGACACAGACGCUAUGAGUAACGCCUGUAAGGAACUUGCCAUAUUUCUUACAACAGGCAUUGUGGUCUCAGCUUUUGGGCUCCCUAUUGUAUUUGCCAGAGCACAUCUGAUUGAGUGGGGAGCUUGUGCACUUGUUCUCACAGGAAACACAGUCAUAUUUGCAACUAUACUGGGCUUUUUCUUGGUCUUUGGAAGCAAUGAUGACUUCAGCUGGCAGCAGUGGUGAAAGGAAUUGCCGAACUCUUGUCAGUGGACUUCUUGUCAUUUAUCAGCCAUCUGUGCACACAGGAGGUGGGGCGGUAGCACUGAGGAAUAGUGAGCCUUUUGGGGGUAUUCUAGGUGCUCCCUUCUCACUUUUCUUGUAAGCAGACAGUUUUCACAGAGACUUGCUGAAGGAUUAAAAAGAUUUUUCACUUUUGGAAAAAAGCUUGACUGAUUUCACACUUACCUAUAGUAUGCUUUUUUUUUAAAUCAGUAUGUAAACAUUUUUUAAAUGUAGUAACCAUUUGCAUUGGUUAGGGAUUAGAUUUCUGCUGGCUAUGACUGGGCUAAAGUGUACAUCUUUUUAAAUUAUUUAACCUCCAUAAUUACAAAAAGUUAUAAAAAAUAAGUUUUCAGUCAGUCAGGAUACCAUCACUCCCAGUUUUAUGCAGACAUACAGGCUGUUGGCACACCUUAUAGACUAUAUACUCAAUGCAAAUAUAGCUGCAUUUAUACCUCAGAGGGGCCAAGUAUUAAUGCCCGUGCCCUCCAUAAGGGUUGCUGGUUUUGCCACUAAGCAGGUGUUUUGUGAAUUGAAAAUUAUUUUAUGGAAUUGCUACAAAGAAGUGCUUUGCUUCUCAAUUGUUAGAAGAAUCUGUUGUUAAAGGUAAGAAUGUAAAAACAGAUUUUUGAGAUGAUUUUUAUUUAUGUUUAUUAUAGUUAGAGUGAGUUGCAUUGUGGGAAGAAAUGACAUUGAAAUUCCAUUUUUUGAAUCCUCAUUCUAUUUGUAAGUGAAAUUUUUGAUCAUCUAUCAGUGUCUCCUGUUUUACCAUGGGUGAAGUGGUCACACAUGGAACUACUGAUAAGGGAAAGUUGUGUGUUUGCAUCAUAUAUACCAGAAAACUUUUCCCUGCUUCCUCCUUUUAAUUUAUGUUGUAUGUUGUGUAUAUCAAGUAAAAUAACUUUUCAGGUAUAGUUUAAUAACACUUUAAAGAAGAAGUGUUUAACUCACCUGGAAAGUAAUUGCUAUGCCCUACAUGCCGAGUGCUCCCUGCCCCACAAGGCCUUGGCAGGACAAGAAAGUGACUUGUUAGUCUUGCAAAUAAUUCAUGCAUUAACAAUUUAAGAUUUCAACCAUGGUAAUGGUAGUUUUUAUUCUCUAAGGUUAUGUCAUAGGUAAUUUAAAAUAUUUAAGACAAGUUUCAUGUGUACCUCUCAACUGUUUUAAUUUUACUUUAUCAUGAUAGAUCUGCUGUUUGCUUUUAAAUGGCAUUUAUUGUGUGAAUUAAUGCAAAGUAGCCAAAUCCAGCUGUAUAGCAACUUCUAGACACAGACGUGACCAAAAAAUUCCCAGUAUCCAGGCAUGAUCAAAUUGUAGUGGUCAUCUGUGUCUCACAAUUAUCAGUAUCCUUUCAGGAGCUAGUUAUGAAAAUGUUCAAUGAUGUCUGACAGUAUUUUGUUAAGGAUAUUUGUAUGUUUAUUUAGUAUAUUUACAUAAGAAUUGUGUUGCCUUCAGACAAAACUGAGUAAUCAUGACAGCUUUCUGUUGUUUUAUAAAGCUUAUUUCUUAAGAAAAUGAGACCAGAUUCUGCAUUUGUUGAGCUUUUUACUAAAGAUGCCGAAAGGCCCCAAGUUUUACUGCCGAACCAAGUUGUUACUUUUAGCUGUGAGAUGGGAAGCAGAAUGAAACACCUGUGUGUGGCUGUCCCACGUACACGUUAGGCUGAAAAUGGCUUGCAGGUUACAAUGCUGUAGACUUGAGAAAGGGACAGGUACACGGGAGGUGGCUGGUGAUAUAGAAGGGAACUCAGUGCCUAUGGCCUACUCUAUUUUGGGCAGUGGGGUGGGGAGGUGCCUUCUCUGGUCCUUCCUCCUUUUCAGUUCCAGAACGUCAGUGCGGUGCACUGCUACUGUUCAUUCACUUGGCCAUAGACUCUUUUUCUAACAGCUGCACAUUCUUUCUGUAUAUUAAUCACAUUGGCAGCAUUGUGUUCUUGACCUUGCACACUAGCUUGACAUAGUGCUGUCUCCAAUUUCUAGGUUACUUAGGGUAUGAAUUUUCUAUAGAAUGUGCACUGAUACUGCAUUGCCAUUCCUCUAUGGAAAGCAAACUUUUGAUGAUGAAACAAUAAAGACUUUAAAUAUCUAUGUUA